Penicillium pulvis is the source of this 213-nucleotide messenger RNA. RefSeq lists its product as uncharacterized. Bases 1 to 213 code for a protein of 70 amino acids. NCBI's taxonomy places the organism in Eukaryota, Fungi, Ascomycota, Eurotiomycetes, Eurotiales, Aspergillaceae. The record is from RefSeq and is a predicted model, not a curated record. The transcript has a single exon.
AUGCCAAUUGACGGUGUGACCCGCCCUCGUGGAGGCCUCAAGGAAAUCCUUUGGCCUAAGCCAAUGUUGGGCCGCGGUAAGGUUCCGAAGCAAAAUAAUAUCGGCAGGGCCUCGUGUUCUGGUAUUUUGAACCGGCGGGACGAAGCGAAUCCAGGCCAAGUAAGGCAAGGUGUGGAGGAAGUGGAUAGUUGCGUGGCGGGAUACGACGAGUAA